This is a messenger RNA of Trypanosoma brucei brucei TREU927, 417 nucleotides long. RefSeq lists its product as hypothetical. Bases 1 to 417 code for a protein of 138 amino acids. The transcript has a single exon. The record is from RefSeq and is a predicted model, not a curated record. NCBI's taxonomy places the organism in Eukaryota, Euglenozoa, Kinetoplastea, Trypanosomatida, Trypanosomatidae.
AUGCCAAACUCGAGAGCACAACAGUUACGGCUGAUGGAACUCACGAAAGUGAGUGAUCGCAGGAGCUUGCUGAGUUCAGGAACGUCAAUGCCAACGGCAGCAUUCACUCGACACACGGAAGAAAUAAGCAAAACAAGAGAUGCUGUGCACAAGCCAUAUGCCAAAGCCGAACGCAGCCAUUGUUGUCAUGACGUCAAGUGGGAAAGAGAGCCAACGGCAACUUGCAAAUGCAGCGAAAUAAGGAUCGUUGAGAAACGACUUGCCGUGGACACCAUGGGCGAAAGUUCACAGGCGCGGGAAACACCGGCGCUAGAUUCGGUGACGAGGCGUAUGGUAAAAACCGUCACGCUAUCGUGGCGAAGGCAUAGGAAUGACCACGAUGUGGGCGAGAGAACUGGGAAGAGGUGCAAAAUGUAA